GGCAGCUGCCGCCCCGAGGGGCCCGGGGGCCCUGAGAUGCUGCGGCCCUGCCUCCCCCCCAGUCUAGCGCCCUCCGCCCAGGGAGUCCCCGCCCCCAGGGAGCCCCGGCUGGGCCGCGGUGCAAGGGCGGCUCGGGGUGCAAGACCCUCGCCGCCUCCCUCGACCUGCCCGUGGCGUUUCCAAUUCCGACUUAACAAACUUACCUGUCUCUGACCGUCUGCUGCCUGGACAGCAGGAGCCUGGUAGACAUCCUAGUAUUUUCAAAACGGAAAAGACCGGCUUGUAGGGGACAAUGCUAAGGGACAGGAUGAAAUCUUGGAAUGACAGCCAGUCAGAUCUCUGUAGCAGUGAUCAAGAAGAGGAAGAAGAGAUGGUUUUUGGUGAAAAUGAAGAUGAUUUGGAAGAGAUGAUGGAUUUAAGUGAUCUGCCUACCUCCCUUUUUGCUUGCAGUGUCCACGAAGCAGUAUUUGAAGUCCAGGAACAGAAGGAGAGAUUCGAAGCACUUUUCUCCCUCUAUGAUGACCAAGUUACCUUCCAGUUAUUUAAAAGCUUCAGAAGAGUCAGGAUAAACUUCAGCAAGCCCGAAGCAGCAGCGCGGGCGCGAAUCGAGCUCCACGAAACGGACUUCAACGGGAAGAAGCUGAAGCUGUACUUCGCCCAGGUGCAGAUGUCCGGUGAGGCACGGGACAAGUCCUACCUGCUGCCGCCACAGCCCGCCAAACAGUUCCUCAUCUCCCCUCCCGCGUCUCCUCCUGUGGGCUGGAAGCAGAGCGAGGAUGCGAUGCCUGUGAUCAACUACGAUUUACUCUGUGCCGUCUCCAAGUUGGGACCAGGGGAGAAGUACGAACUGCACGCGGGAACCGAGUCUACCCCGAGCGUGGUGGUGCACGUCUGUGAAAGCGAAACCGAAGAGGAGGAAGAAACCAAAAACCCCAAACAGAAAAUCACGCAGACCCGGCGCCCAGACCCUCCGCGCGCAGCGCUGAGCGAGCGGCCCACAGCCGACUGCGCGCCCUGAGCCCGCGUGGAGCGCACGGCGUCCUCCUGCGGGCAGCCUGCGCGGCGGCAAGGCAGGCGCUGGUCGUUUCCUGUGUGCAUUUUGAGUGGCGUCCUAAAUGGCACUUUAAAGGAGUAGGCCCCGAAGCCUGGCAACUCAGUGACCAAUUUUAAAAGAAGCAAAUUAGGAAAAUGGCCCCCAACCCUCGCUACCAAUUUUAGUUCCCCUGAUUGCAUAUGGCGUGGGGUUCUGGGACCAGAUAUAUACUCAUCCAGUACAGUGGCGUUUUUACAAAUUUACAAAUAGUCUUCAACUUUAAUAACCUGGUGUAGGUAUUUUUGUACUGGUAUAAUAGCUUCUAACUAAUACAUGGAUGAAAGGUUGUUACUCAGUGUAUGCAACUUUGUUUUUGUUUGUUUCACAAAAAGAAACCUGAAAGCCGGGUGGGGUGGCUCACACCUGUGAUCCCAGCACUCGGGAGACUGAGGCAGGAGGAUCGUUGGGAAUUCAAGACCAGCCUGGGCUGCAAAAUGAGCUCAAGUGAGCCAGCCUGAACUAUGUAAUGAGGCUGUCUCAAAAAGACAAGACAGAAAAAAGAAACCAGAAAUACAGAAUAACUCAAAAAUUCAUUUUCCCAAGUGUUGUUUUCAUUAGCUUUGUGCAAAAACUGCCAAGUCCGCUCUGGUUGCUGAAACUGAAUGAGGCAGGUCAAGGUGUGUGCUGCUGUCGCGCUCCUCCUCCUGGGGCCUCGGUUUCCACCCCUGUCACCCAGAAACUGCUGCAGGAAGAAAUGCUCUGCUGCUGCUGAGGUGCCACCGCCAGCCUGACUGAUAGCGGCUCAGACAGUGGCCAUGUCCACCAUCGGUGACGGUUUCCAGCCUGCGGAAGCCCAGGCUGUCUUCACUCACCAGUUGUCCCGUCACCUCCAACAGUGCAUUAACCACUAGUUCCUUUUGUUCUGUUUUGUCUUGUUUCGCUGUUCUGUUUUUGGAGACAGUGUCUCACUAUGUCAUUCAGGCUGGUCUUGAACUCACUAUGUAGCUCAGGCUGGCCUCAGACUCAUGGGGAUCCUCCUGCCUCAGCCUCAGGGGUGCUGGGAUUCCAGGCGUGCAUCAACAUGCCUAGCCCUUAACCAUUAGGUCUUGGGUUUUCUGUGCUACAUGUAAUGUGCAUUUGUGUCUCUUGUAGUCUUUAUAUUAGAAAACACAAGAUUUUCUGAAAACCAUUUAAAAAUGUUUUCCAUCUAAACAUUUUCAGCCGGCUUAAGAAGCAAAGUCAUGCAUAUUAUUUUUGUGUGUGAAUUAGGGGAUGAGAGAUGAGAUCAUGCAUUUCUGCGUGGAUGGCUUUUUUAACCUUGGCUUGCAGUUAGCAUUUUUCUCUCGAAGCUGGAAUUACUUCCUGCUUGUGAUUCAGAAUGUGUAUCUGAACCUUGCAAGGUAGCAGCAGAGACUUUUUAGCACUUUGGGGUCUAGUAAGACUGUGUAAUCCCUCAAAUAAAAAUCUCAUGACCAAAGCUGUCUCGCUUUGGGCCACGGUGGUCACCUGGCUCUGUUGUUUGUGUAGCAGCUCCCGGGUGUCUCUGGGAUGGGCUUGCAUUUCAUUUAGAACUAAUAAACCAAAGUGGCUGUCACUGCAAAGAAAGGAAAGUGGGGGAAGUUCAAGCUGUUGUAUCUGUACAUUUUGGUAACAUGUUAUUAUGGUUUAGUUUUCAUUAUAUGGCAGAAUUUAUUCCUUAGCAUUUAAACUACAUUGUGUGCACACACAAACACAAGUUUCUCUUAUUGUAAGAUGAUAAACUCUUUGUACAUACUCACCACUGCUAAGCCUCAGUGUAAAUUCGUUUGAAAUUUGCAAUUCAUAAGCAACUAAUUUAUUGAAUUUGGAUCAUCGCCUGUCAGUUUAGCUGACCACUCAAUAAAUAAAUUUAUUUUGUAAUUA
Molecule: messenger RNA, 2935 nt
Organism: Cavia porcellus (domestic guinea pig)
Lineage: Eukaryota; Metazoa; Chordata; Mammalia; Rodentia; Caviidae
Gene: Rcan3
Product: RCAN family member 3
Exons: 5
Coding region: 293-1018 (241 amino acids)
Biological process (GO): calcium-mediated signaling
Cellular component (GO): nucleus; cytoplasm
Molecular function (GO): nucleic acid binding; calcium-dependent protein serine/threonine phosphatase regulator activity
Source: RefSeq, a predicted model, not a curated record